AAACACACACACACACACACUUCAGCUGGACUCCACCCUGGUUCUCACUCUUCCAGGAAAUGUUCUGGUUAUCUCUAGCUGCAGCUUCACACACACCCACACACACACACGGGGACAGGCGUGAGGACAGAGGACAGCUGCUGGACACGCUGACAGUGUUGUCCGCGUCUCUCCGUGUUUGGUGGAGUUUGUAGUUUUUGGAAGCAGAAGGGCGUGGCUGUGGCUGACGACAGGAAGCUCUGACAUUUUGGGUAACAGAGCGACGAAAGUGCUUGUUGCGUUCACACCUCACUCUCGACAUCAUGUCCAGGUCAGACUACCCUCCAGGGUAUGAUGACUCUCGUGGCCCGCUGUACACACCUCAGGACGGGCCUUACCCACCUCCCCCUGCCUAUGGCUUUCCAGCUUAUGGUGGUUUCCAGCCAGGCCAGCCGUCUGCUCCCUACCCCGCUGGACCAAACGCUCCUAUGUACCCAGGCCAGCCAGCAGGCUACCCUCCUGGCCCAUACCCGGGACAACCUCACCACGCUGGGCCUCCAGGGGCAGGCUACCCCAGGCCACCUCCCAUGCCCCCUAUUAUGCCACCUACCAUGCCAUCAGAUGUCCUGAGCUCUGGUGAUGGUUUUGCAGCGCGCGACAGCGACUGGGACAGUCUGACUAUUCGGCAUGCCUUCAUCAGAAAGGUGUAUUUGGUUUUGGCGGCUCAGCUCCUCGUCACCACAGCCAUCGUGGCUAUAUUCACCUUUGUUGACUCUGUCAAAUUGUUCAUACAGCAAAACCAAGCUCUCUACUGGACAGCAUACGGUAUAUAUAUCGUCGUCCACCUUGUACUGGUCUGCUGUAAAGGCCCCAGGAGGAAGUUCCCAUGGAACGUCAUCCUGCUGCUCAUCUUUACACUAGCUUUGUCCUACUUGACUGGAACCAUAUCCAGUUACUAUAACACAAAAGUAGUGUUUCUCGCAAUGGGGAUCACCGCUGUUGUCUGCAUUGCCGUGACCAUAUUCUGCUUCCAGACAAAGGUCGACUUCACCAAGUGUCAGGGUCUCUUCUGUGUCCUGGGGAUCGUAGUAUUUGUCACCGGCAUCAUCACAACCAUCGUGCUGUCCUUCAAAUACAUUCCAUGGCUUCACAUGCUUUAUGCAGCUUUCGGAGCCAUAGCCUUCACUUUGUUCCUAGCUUACCACACACAGCUGCUGAUCGGCAACAGAAAACACUCCAUCAGUCCAGAGGAAUACGUGUUCGCUGCUCUCUCUCUCUACGUCGACAUUGUCCAGAUCUUCCUCUUCCUGCUGCAGAUUAUUGGCGCUUCGACCAAAUAAGUCCACGAGGGCGUCACCGUGCAAACAAGCAUCCAGCUGCAAAACCAUUCCAUGCUUUUUCAAACCUCUGCUUGUUUUCACUCAGAAUCAGAACACAUGUAUGAAGUCAUGGUGCACUUCAGGGAACAGGAAAGGUUGAAUUUUAGAGUUUGUCAUAGUGUAGGUUCAUCAUAUGCACAAAAAAAUGCACUUUUUUUUCUGAAAUCGGUAUUUGUCUGAAUCUGCAUAAACAACUUACUAGUGGUUAGCCAAUAAUAUUAAUACUACAGUAUAAUUACCUGUUGACAUUGGAAGCUGCAACGUUUAUUUAUCCUUGCUGGACUUCAGUUAAUUCGAUCGGUGACAUUUUUCUCUCCAUGAACACGUACUACUCCUUAUAAGCUGUUAUCUAUUCUGUAUAAAAUGUUGAGAGGUUUGUUCUAAUUUUCAGUCUGAUUUGCCAACUUCGAGGCUGUCUCUGUCUUACAGGCGGAUGUACAGCAGGGGGGGGGGCAUUAUCCAAAAAACUGCUUCUUUUCUAAACCAAGUAACCGGGCCAGGAUUGUUAUAUCCAUACAGACUUUGAAUUAUUCAUAUUAAUUAUUAAAAGUAACAAAUGUAGACAUGUGCCCUGAUUUGUGACAUGAAUUUAUAAUUAAUAGGCUGCAUAUGUUUCACUAACCAUGGGAUAAUGUGCCAAAUGUUAAUAGUUUAUACUGACUCUCUGUAAUUUAAAGGGAUAGUUCAGCAUGUUGGGAGGAAACCUUCUGCAGCCAGUAGACAUUUAGCUUGGCUUAGCAUAAAAAACGUAAAUAGAGGGAAACAGUUAGCCUGGCUCAGUCCGAUGAUGAGAAAAAAAUCAAUCUACCUGCAGCUCUAAUGCUCAAGAACUAAUGUGACACAUCUUUAGUUAAAUCUGUAUAUAAACUGUGUGUGUGUGGGGGGGGUUAUGUCUGACUAUAACAGGUUUCAGGAGUUCGGCAUAUGACCUCCUGAAAAUACAAAUGUAUAUUUUUACACCAACAUAUACAAGGUCUUUCCACCAGCGUCUCUGAAGUUUGUUUGUGUAAUUCAUGAUGUGUAUAUUAGUGUCAGAGGCUGGUAGGUGGAUUUCUUUUCCUUGGGAGAGAGCCAGGCUCAUGGUCUCCCUCUCUUCCAACCAUCAUUCUAUACUAAGCUAACUGCAAGUUGUGUCAUCUUCACAAAAUUAGCAUGUUUCUCAAAAAGUGUUAAUUAUAUACAUGUUAAAAGGCAAAAUUGGGUGAUAAAUCAAUGUUAAAUGUGAACUCUUUGACAACUCAAACAGAACCAAUGUUAUGUUUGGUAUUGAUCCUACUGACUCCAAAUGAUAAGCAAACACUUCCUAUUGGUUGUAUCAAUACUUUGGAGCUUAACAUGCCCACCCCUGAAGUACAGCUCAGUAAUGACACACUUGUUCUAAUGUUACAUUUACAUACAACAUCACUAGUGCCUUCACCACGACAACGUUUCAGGGUAUUACUUUUGUUUUACUUUAAGAAGUGCAGGGUUAUAUUCAAUAAGCUUUAAUAGUAUUGUUCCCUACUGUAUGUGCCUCUUCAUGUAUUAGUCAGAUUUUGGUCAGACGCUGAGUCAGCAGGGCGGGUCUUUCCACUGGAAAGAUCAAUCAUUGCCAUAGUGUUGAAUUACCGGAACACUAAUGAUGUUUGGGGCGUUCCAGCUAAAUUGGCACCAUGUCCACUAUCUCUGACAUGAUCCGCUCCAACCAGCUGGUCCUCCACACACACCCACACACCACUAGCUAAUGUUAAAUAUAACCCUCGACUCUAAAUUAACAAGGGAAACAUUUUGAGUGUGUGGCUGGGUUUGUAAAUAUGUCACAUCAGUGCUAAAGAAAAUCUGUUUGCUUUUUCGUAUUAAAUAAAACUGUUUUAUUUGA
This is a messenger RNA of Hippoglossus stenolepis (Pacific halibut), 3216 nucleotides long. It is a transcript of the gene tmbim1a, whose product is annotated as transmembrane BAX inhibitor motif containing 1a. Lineage: Eukaryota; Metazoa; Chordata; Actinopteri; Pleuronectiformes; Pleuronectidae. Gene Ontology annotation, biological process: negative regulation of apoptotic signaling pathway. The transcript has 12 exons. The coding region runs from base 303 to 1319 and encodes 338 amino acids. The record is from RefSeq and is a predicted model, not a curated record. Gene Ontology annotation, cellular component: membrane; Golgi apparatus; endoplasmic reticulum.